Molecule: messenger RNA, 3925 nt
Organism: Austrofundulus limnaeus
Lineage: Eukaryota; Metazoa; Chordata; Actinopteri; Cyprinodontiformes; Rivulidae
Product: neuronal acetylcholine receptor subunit alpha-7
Exons: 10
Coding region: 424-2055 (543 amino acids)
Biological process (GO): monoatomic ion transmembrane transport
Cellular component (GO): postsynaptic membrane
Molecular function (GO): transmembrane signaling receptor activity; acetylcholine-gated monoatomic cation-selective channel activity
Source: RefSeq, a predicted model, not a curated record
CGCCCUCUGUUGGAGAUGUGCGCAGAUUGGAACUCUGCGUGUUCAGCGCUCUGCGAGUCAUCACGCGUUAAGUGCGCGCGAUGAGUCCAUAUCCUGCCUCUGGGGGGACAAACCCYGACGAAGUUGGCGGUGUUCCAGUGAGCGGACAGGUGGCUGUCAUCAUCCGCGCGCGCUGAUUCAACAGGAAGUGCGCAGACUCUUCAGAAAACUACAGCCGAACGCAGCCGGAGCGGAAUCCAAAGUGACUUUUGGAGUGACGCUCGAGCCAAACACGGAGACAGACAUCCUGUGUGUAUAUGAAUGUGUGUGUCUGUAUGCAUGUGUGUGUGAUCCGACCAGACAAGGUGAAAGAGACAGAGAGAGCAGCAAUCCGACUGCUUCAAGUUGAAUUUUUCCAGCGGAGAGUUUUCCUCCGACGCAGAAAUGGAGAUUUGGAAGCGCAACGGAUUCACAUUAGUUGGAMUUUACCUGUGGGCAUCAUGCUACCAAGGAUGUGACGGAGGCGUGCACCAGAGGAAGCUGUACCACGACCUGAUGGUAAACUACAAUCGACUCGAGAGGCCAGUCCAAAACGACUCCGCGCCCAUUGUGGUGGAGCUCGGCCUGACGUUGCUCCAAAUUAUUGACGUGGAUGAGAAGAAUCAAGUGUUAAUCACGAAUGCGUGGCUGCAACUGUACUGGACAGAUAUUUACUUGACAUGGAACCCGGAGAAGUACCCCGGAGUUCAGAACCUUCGUUUCCCAUCCAAUCUGGUUUGGGUCCCAGAUAUCCUCCUGUACAACAGUGCCGAUGAGAGGUUUGAUGCUACGUUUCAUACAAAUGUCCUGGUGAAUUCUUCCGGGUUCUGUCAGUACCUCCCGCCAGGUAUCCUGAAGAGUACGUGCUACAUCGACGUGCGGUGGUUCCCUUUUGAUGUGCAGAAGUGCGACUUGAAGUUUGGCUCCUGGACCCACAAUGGCUGGUUACUGGACCUCCAAAUGUUGGAGGUCGACAUCUCGACCUACAUACCCAAYGGAGAGUGGGACCUUGUAGGGGUUCCAGGAAAGCGCAACGAGCUGUACUACGAGUGCUGCAAGGAGCCGUACCCAGACGUGACGUUCACAGUCACCAUGCGCCGCAGGACUCUGUACUACGGCCUCAACCUGCUCAUCCCCUGCGUGCUCAUCUCUGGCCUAGCCAUGCUGGUGUUCCUGCUCCCCGCUGACUCUGGAGAGAAGAUCUCACUGGGCAUAACGGUGCUGCUCUCUCUGACAGUGUUCAUGCUGCUGGUAGCAGAGAUCAUGCCUGCCACUUCAGACUCUGUUCCUCUGAUUGCUCAGUACUUUGCCAGCACCAUGAUGAUUGUGGGCUUGUCUGUGGUGGUAACUGUCCUGGUUCUUCAGUUUCAUCACCAYGAUCCUCGAGGAGGGAAGAUGCCUAAAUGGGUCAGAGUCUUCCUGCUCAACUGGUGUGCUUGGUUCCUUCGCAUGAAGAAACCCGGAGAAGAAGGCAAAACAGCUGUGAACUCGGCUAACCCUCAGACUUACAAAUACUCCCACUCCCCCCCUCACCACACCAGCACCAGCAGUAUCCAGAUGAGCACCAUUCCGGGGCAGGCCUCCACUCAGUCCACUACAACAAACGGCAACAUGAACCUUUACUUCGGCUACCACGCGAUGGGCACAGAUAACCCUGCUUUCCCACCGAGCACUGAUUCAGGACUGAUGAUGUCCGGCAGCAGCGGCAGCAGCRGYGGCGGUGGCGGCGGCGGAGGAGGAGGAGGGAACCACCACAGCAGCUCCUCGCAGCCCGACAUCCACUCGGACCAAACGCGGACUUUGUUGGUGGAACAGAUUCCCGAAAUUUCACGCAUCCUGGAGGAAGUGCAGUACAUAGCGAGGCGCUUCCGGGACCAGGACGAAGGCGAGGAAAUCUGCAGCGAGUGGAAGUUCGCGGCGGCCGUCGUGGAUCGGUUGUGCUUGGUGGCGUUCUCGUUGUUCUCCAUCAUCUGCACCUUCACCAUACUCAUGUCAGCUCCCAAUUUCAUCGAGGCAGUGUCCAAAGACUUCGCAUAAAGCUGCUCUCUUUCCUGACUGGAAAGCAAAGGAGAGGAAAAGCAACAGCUUAGARUCUUAACAUAAUUGGGUCCGUUCUUCACAAGAAUAAUUUCCACUGUGUAAAGCUUCACAAGUUGUUUUUUUUUUUCAGAUCUUUUGUAAACCAGGUCUCUACAGAUGUCUCAGUGUAUUUGAUCAGGAUGACGUGUUUUUCGUUUCCUUCUUGGUAGCUUUUCUGGCAAACGUCUUCCAUCAGAGAAGCACAGCUACAUGUUAAAGUUAAUGACAUGAAAACACUGCAAUGCACUUUUCAUCAAUACCCCUGACGCACCACCUUGUUUAGCUGCCACCACUUCAGCUUCAUGUCUCAUCAGUAGAGUCCCUCACGCUCUCUUCUCUCUCUGACACAAAUCCCAUUAUUCCUCCCAUCCUCUCGAAUAUCUUUAAGAACUGUGAAUACAUUUCCUCUGCAGUUUCACAUGAAUCAGUUUAAAAUUACAUUUUGGUUUUAGUCUGGUGCAUAUUGUAAUGCUAGAUUUUUGUAUUCAUAUAUCAUUUUAAACUUUGAAAUGUGGWUUUAUUGGGGUAAAAUAAUAUUUUAAAAUUAGUUGUAGAAUUUAGCCUUAACAUACAUUUCAUUCUUUUAUUUAGUUUAGCUUUUUAUGCUAAUACUUCUGGUGAUUACCUAAUUAAAUUAUAAUGUACGACCACAACAGAGCACAGUAAAUAUAUCAAAUGAAUUAAGUGGCGUUGUACAUACAAUAUGAUGUUAAAAUGUUGUCAAAUUCUUGUUUAAUUUUGGAGGUUUUUCUGUACCAAUUGUUAAAUACUUCAAAAUAUUUCAUUAAAUACUUCAAAAUAUUUCAUAAAAAAUAUGUAUUUGGCUACUUCUACAUGUCACUUACACUACAGUCUCUCAUUUUUUCUAACCAAAAAACAUUUCAAUCCAUUUUUCUCAUUACAGUAAUGAAGUUUUAGAAGCAAGUAAUAGUUAAUUGAAAUCGUUUUAGUUAAGUUUUUUUAAUCUGUGAAACUUUUCCAAAGAGGAUUUUUCAAUGUUUUAUUAGCUUCUAUAUCUUGUGCUGACUCUGUAUAUUUUGUGCAGUUCAUUACUUACAUCUGCUCACAUUGCAUAUAUAUCAUAUAUCAUAUAUCCUUCAAAAGUUUGUGUGUUUUUAUUGCAGUAUUCUGAUAGAAACUCAAAGUGACAAGAGAAAAUUAAAGUACGGAGACCGAGGGGACAACACCCCUGCUGAAGCAUCCUAAUCUUUUGUAGCACUCGUUUGUUUUUGUGUGUGUUUGUUUUCACUSUCUAAUGCUCAGCAAAAGACAAACACUUCUCUGUAAUCUCUAGAAGCAACAUGCAACAGGGAUUACUGGGUGACUUGAUGUAACAGAUUUGUGUUCAGCCUCAUCACCUUUCACCAUUCAAGCGUCCUCUCUGAUCCUCAGACUCGAGUGAAAUCCUAUUUUCUUGCACAGAGGUGAACUGAAGAACUGAUGAGUGAUUAACUGGACACCGAGGAGGAAAUGAAGUUCAUUCMCCUUCAUUAGGAGCCAACAGCAGCUGCAGCAGCAGCUUUGUAACUCUGUUAAUGACAGAUUUGUUUAAAAAUGUAGCUGCAAAAUUGUGAAAUGUUCAUCUUUUUUUUUCAUACAGUUCAACAAUCUGGUCAUCUUUAAAGUUUACCAAGUGAAAUGAUGUUUACUUUUGUAAAAUGUCUUGAAGCUGUGCUACAGAUUCCACUGUUGCAAUGUAAAGGAAAUGAUCACUCUUGUUUCUUCUGAGGAACAAUAAAUGAAAACCUGUGAGGUAAAAUGUGCAGGUACCAGCAGAGGCUUCAUCUGUCACUGCCAUUUUGCUGAAGGGAUGAAGAUAUGGUGUGGU